Entelurus aequoreus (snake pipefish) is the source of this 4671-nucleotide messenger RNA. RefSeq names its product endonuclease/exonuclease/phosphatase family domain-containing protein 1-like. Gene Ontology annotation, molecular function: DNA binding. NCBI's taxonomy places the organism in Eukaryota, Metazoa, Chordata, Actinopteri, Syngnathiformes, Syngnathidae. The record is from RefSeq and is a predicted model, not a curated record. The transcript has 8 exons. Gene Ontology annotation, biological process: DNA repair. Bases 390 to 1973 code for a protein of 527 amino acids. Gene Ontology annotation, cellular component: plasma membrane.
AGAGCAAAGGUAGCAGCGUGACAUUAAGCUAACAUGUCAGGAUCAAAGUUUGUUUAUCCUGCUUAUUUUCUUUAAAACGCCACACUUGGACUCUUAUCUCCGGCAAAGGAGAAUUUAUUAAGGAGAUCUCUAUCCGGCUUUUAAUAAUUUUAACAGCUCAAAUACCCUCAUCACCUGCAAAGAAGAAUUUAUGACAUUUGUAUCCUGUUUUGAAUCCAUAUAUAAGACGCACUGGGACCCGAGCUGUCUGCUGCUUGGUAGGAUCAAGAUAUAUUUUGAGUUUAUUAAGGAGAUUUUUUAAAUCCAGAUUUUAAUCCUUUUAACGCCGCACUGUGACCCUGACAGACAACUAAUUGUCCGUUGUCCUUGGCCCGAGACCGGCCCGAGUCAUGGGCGGCAGCCUGGGUUGCCACCGCUCCAUCCCCAGAGACCCCGGCGUCGUCAGCGGCAAAAGACGCAAGCUGAGCGCGGCGUGCAACUUCGGAAGCGUCCUGGUGAGGCAGGAGCGUCUCAACAUCAACGCCGCCAGCGAGGAGGAGCUCAUGACUCUCCCCGGCGUGGACCGCACCGUGGCCCGCAGCAUCGUGCAGUACCGGGACUGCAUCGGCGGCUUUAAAAAGGUGGAGGACCUGGCACUGGUGAGCGGAGUCGGCGCCGCCAAGCUGGAGGCCGUCAAAGUCGAAAUCUGCGUUUGGGACAGAGGGAGUUGGUCUCGGCACUCGCCGUCUUCCCCGCGGAAAAACCGGGGUCAGCAAACGAGCGGCGGGCUGGACGUGAACACGGCCACACCUGCUCAGCUCAUGAGCGUUCCUGGUAUCACAGAGGAAAUAGCACGCAGUAUAGUCCGGGAUCGCCCCUUCAGAAGCACGGAGGACCUGCUGAGGGUGAAGCACAUCAGCCACCCUCUGCAGGUGUCGCUGGUGCCCUCCUUCACCGACACCAACGGAAGACCCCCGCACACGACCCGGUUGCACCCUGGCCCCACUUCCCCCAGCCUGAAGAGCGACACUGCGGGCCUCCCGCCCGGCGGACCCGCCCAGGUCGUUCCCGUGCGAGCGAGCGCGCAGACGGCGGCCCUGCUGCGGCACAGGAAGUGCGUGGUGCGCGUGGCCACGUGGAGCCUGCAGAAGUGUUCCUGCGACAAGGCCAACAACCCCGGGGUGAAGGAGGUGGUGUGCAUGACCCUCCUGGAGAACGACAUCAAGUUACUGGCAGUGCAGGACCUGUUGGAGAAAGGUGUACUACAAAAGUUCUGUGCGGAGUUAAACCAAGGUACUCUAGCUAGUGUUGGCAAGUGGAAGAGGCCAAGAGGCGUAUGGAAAUGUUUGGAGUCUGAAGAAGUUUGCUGCAAGGAAGUGAGCUAUUCUGGCUUUCUGUGGGAUUCCACUGGUGUGCAGCUCCUGGAUGCUGCACUCUUGGAGUCUGCCAACAACUGGGAUGGAGCCUCCACAAGCUUCCUGGCCCACUUCUCUAUUUCUUCUCACAAAGUGGCUGUGGUGAACGUCCACAUGCGACCCACAGUUGGCAAGAAGCAGAGUGCAGGGGUCAAAGGUCGCCCCCUGUCUGCCAUCAUCCAGGAAACACUGAAAGGUGAGAAGGAGGUUGUGGUGCUGGGAGACUUUGGACGUCCUCCUCAGAGCGCUGAGCUGGACUUCCUGAGAAAAGAGAAGAUGUCUGCUCUGCUAGCAGCCAAGUACUUCACCAACAUCAGCACCACCUGCCCUCAGGGAACACACUGCCUGGACAACAUCUGGCUCAGCCGCUCUCUCAAGAAGAUCUACUCUGGACAUUGCACGGUCGUACGAGAAGGUUUGACCAACCCUUGGAUUCCUGACAAUUGGUCAUGGGGGGGCGUGGCCUCAGAUCACUGCCCCGUGGUGGCCGACUUUUCUGCUGACGCCAAACGCAAACGCGGAGGCGGGCCUGGAAUCAGCGCGUUGGAGCCGGCUGACCAGCCCAAACAUGAGCGAUGACCUCACUUCAACAACAAUGGUGACCACGUCUUGUGUAUCGCCUUGGACUUUCCUUUAUCAAUGAUGUCAUCAUCUACAAAAUACACACACAUGUGUGGAUGUAAUCGUGUACCUGUAUUUUGUACAUGAUGAUGUCAUCACCUACAAAAUAUACAUUACAUGAUGAUGUCAUCACCUACAAAAUAUACAUUACAUGAUGAUGUCAUCACAUACACAAUAUACAUACAUGAUGAUGUCAUCACCUACAAAAUAUACAUUACAUGAUGAUGUCAUCACCUACAAAAUAUACAUUACAUGAUGAUGUCAUCACAUACACAAUAUACAUACAGGAUGAUGUCAUCACCUACAAAAUAUACAUUACAUGAUGAUGUCAUCACAUACACAAUAUACAUACAUGAUGAUGUCAUCACCUACAAAAUAUACAUUACAUGAUGAUGUCAUCACAUACACAAUAUACAUACAUGAUGAUGUCAUCACCUACAAAAUAUACAUUACAUGAUGAUGUCAUCACAUACACAAUAUACAUACAUGAUGAUGUCAUCACCUACAAAAUAUACAUUACAUGAUGAUGUCAUCACAUACACAAUAUACAUACAUGAUGAUGUCAUCACCUACAAAAUAUACAUUACAUGAUGAUGUCAUCACCUACAAAAUAUACAUUACAUGAUGAUGUCAUCACAUACACAAUAUACAUACAUGAUGAUGUCAUCACCUACAAAAUAUACAUUACAUGAUGAUGUCAUCACAUACACAAUAUACAUACAUGAUGAUGUCAUCACCUACAAAAUAUACAUUACAUGAUAUCAUCACCUACACAAUAUACACUACAUGAUGACAUCAUGUUCAUGUACUCUGUACAUGUCACGUACAAAAUACACAUGUAUGUGAUGAUGUCAUCGUGUACAUGUAUUUUGCACAUAUCACCUACAAAAUACACAUUACAUGAUGAUGUCAUCACAAGCACAUGAUGAUGUCAUUAUGUACAUGUAUUUUGUAGAUUAACAUGUCAUCACCUAUAAAGUACACAUUACAUGAUGAUGUCAUGCACAUGUUUUUUGUACAUUAUAUUGUCACCAUCUAUAAGAUACACAUUACAUGAUGAUGUCAUCACAAGCACAUGACGAUGUCAUUAUGUACAUGUAUUUUGUAGAGUGACAUGUCAUCACCUAUAAAGUACACAUUACAUGAUGAUGUCAUGUACAUGUUUUUUGUACAUUAAAUUGUCACCAUCUAUAAGAUACACAUUACAUGAUGAUGUCAUCACAAGCACAUGACGAUGUCAUUAUGUACAUGUAUUUUGUAGAUUGACAUGUCAUCACCUAUAAAGUACACAUUACAUUAUGUGUGUGUGUGUGUACAUGUUUUUUGUACAUUAAAUUGUCAUCUAUAAAAUACACAUUACAUGAUGAUGUCAUCACAAGCACAUGACGAUGUCAUUAUGUACAUGUAUUUUGUAGAUUGACAUGUCAUCACCUAUAAAGUACACAUUACAUGAUGAUGUCAUGUACAUGUUUUUUGUACAUUAAAUUGUCAUCUAUAAAAUAGACGUUACAUGAUGUCGUCAUCACAAGCACAUGAUGAUGUCAUUAUGUACAUGUAUUUUGUAGAUUAACAAGUCAUCACCUAUAAAGUACACAUUACAUGAUGAUGUCAUGCACAUGUAUUUUGUACAUUAAAUUGUCAUCUAUAAAAAUACACAUUACAUGAUGAUGUCAUCACAUGCAAAAUACUCAAGCACAGGAUGACGUCAUCACUUACAAAAUACACAAGUACAUGAUGACUUCAAAAAAAUACGCAUGUAUGUCGUCGUGUACAUGUGUAUUUUGUAGGUGAUGACAUCAUGUACAUGUAUUUUGUACAUUAAAUUGUCAUCUAUAAAAAAUACACAUUACAUGAUGAUGUCAUCGCAUGCAAAAUACUCAAGCACAGGAUGACGUCAUCACUUACAAAAUACACAAGUACAUGAUGACUUCAACAAAAUAUGCAUGUAUGUCGUUGUGUACAUGUGUAUUUUGUAGUUGAUGACAUCAUCAUGUACUGUGUAUUUUGUAGGUGAUGACAUCAUCAUGGAUUGUGUAUUUUGUAGGUGAUGACAUCAUCAUGGAUUGUGUAUAUUGUAAGCAAAGAAAUCAUGUAAUAUGUAUUUUGUAGGUGAUGACAUCAUCAUGUACUGUGUAUUUUGUAGGUGAUGAAAUCAUGUAAUGUGUAUUUUGUAGGUGAUGUCAUCAGCAUGCACCGUAUUUUGUAAGUGGUGAAAUCAUGUAAUAUGUAUUUUGUAGGUGAUGACAUCAUCAUGUAAUGUGUAUUUUGUAGGCGAUGACAUGAUAAUGUACAAAAUACACAAGUACAUGAUGACAACAUUAUGUUACAUAAAUACACAAGUAAAUGAUGACAUCACGUACAAAAUACAUGUACAUGAUGACAUCAUUACGUGCAUGUGCAUUUUGUAGGGGAUGACGUCAUGGAGUAUUUUGCCCCCUGCUGGCCUGCGUUCACAGGUAGAUGUUUCCACCACCUUUGAUGUUUUACUACCAUUUCUCUGACUUGGUGGAAUAUUUCCAUCUUUAUGUGAAAUGAUUGGAAUGACAGUCUGAUGUUAUUUUUCAAGACUAGUAGCAAAUAAAAGUGUUUGUAUUCAAGGCGCCACCUUGUGGUGGGACUAUUUAAUCACAUUAGAUUCACUUUGGCAAUAAAAGUC